Messenger RNA from Hibiscus syriacus, 1042 nucleotides. RefSeq lists its product as uncharacterized. Bases 131 to 1009 code for a protein of 292 amino acids. The transcript is spliced from 2 exons. Lineage: Eukaryota; Viridiplantae; Streptophyta; Magnoliopsida; Malvales; Malvaceae. The record is from RefSeq and is a predicted model, not a curated record.
UAUUUAAAACCCGACAAACUCAAACCGACUUCUUAAAUUUAUUUUCUCCUUUAUAUACUUAUCUGCCGCAAAACCAUACAUAAUCAAAGGCUUUCGUUCUUGAAAUUCUUCUUCUUCUUUGUUUUUUGCGAUGCAAGUCAUGAGUUCUUCACCGUUGUUGUCUCCCACCUUUAACAGCUUCUCCGGCACAGGAAAGUUCAGCUACGAUUUCGGACUUAAACUGCAGCUCAGAGACGAGGAGGCUGACGAGGAAGAUGAAAAGAAAUUGAACAGUCAGUCGGAAAUAGGAGAUGAAGAUGAAAAGGAAGAACAAAGCGAAGAGGAAGAGGAAGAGUUUUCGUUUGUUUGUUUAAGUCCUCAUGGAUCCCCGAUUUCUGCGGACGACUUGUUCCAAGACGGUCAGAUCCGUCCGAUUUUUCCGUUAUUCAAUCAAGAUCUCCUCUUCGUCGACGAAGACGGUACCAUUUUGAAGACCGACGAGGGUGACGUCGCUCUACCGCCUCAGGUGAGGAAGGUUUUCGUGGAAGAUUCAACGGACGCGACGUCGGAACCGGAGGGACCGUACUGCGAGUGGAGAGGUGCAAAAACCGUGGAGAAAGCCUCACCGGACACUUGUCGAAAGAGCAACUCCACGGGAUUCUCCAAGCUUUGGAGGUUCAGAGAUUUGAAGCUUCGAUGUAAUAGCGACGGCAAAACCGCGUUCGUCCUCUUAAGCCAUCCUCCGCCUUCUUCUUCUUCUUCGUCGUCGUCGUCGUCCUCGUCGAUAAAAACUGAGAAGAAAAACGAAAGAGAAGAGAAGAAAUUGACGUCCAAAGCAAUCUUAGAGAAACCAAAGGUGAAGAAGACAGAGAAGAGCGGUAAAAUGGCGUCACCUUCAGCUCACGAAAAGCUUUACAUUAAUAACAGAGCACAAAAGGAAGGGAUUAAAAGGCGGUCGUAUUUACCGUAUAAGCAGAUCGGGUUUUUCACAAACGUCAGCGGCUUUAGCAGAAAUGUUCAUCCAUAUUAGGUUUCUACUUAAUUAAUUAAAAUUAAAAUUAAA